This is a messenger RNA of Cottoperca gobio, 5071 nucleotides long. RefSeq names its product neurabin-1-like. The record is from RefSeq and is a predicted model, not a curated record. Gene Ontology annotation, molecular function: actin filament binding. Gene Ontology annotation, biological process: actin filament organization; calcium-mediated signaling; neuron projection development. Gene Ontology annotation, cellular component: postsynaptic density; actin cytoskeleton; cytoplasm. Lineage: Eukaryota; Metazoa; Chordata; Actinopteri; Perciformes; Bovichtidae.
UGAUGUGGUAAACUGCUGCUACUAUCCUUUCGUGUGGUCGUUUUAUUCACAGUUAGCAUCGAGGUUAAUAGCACAAAACAUUGCAGUUUCAUAUUAUUAUGUACUUUAGCAUUACAGUGAAGAGAAGGCAAGACACACCAGCCAUCAGAUUGAGAUUAAGUAACGCUAAUUAAUUUAACUGAAAUUGAUUAAACUAAAACGUACAAAUCCUAGCUUCGGUUCUUUAUUCGACUCAUUAUGUCAAGACAUUAAGAGCACAAAAGGGUAAAUCACAUUUAGUGUUAAUAAAUUAAUAAAUUCCGUGAGAAAUGUACCACAUGUGUACAUAUGUACUACUAUAACUGUUAAUUUUCCGACCGCACGCGAAAGCAGCCGUUAUCCAGAGGACCUCAUUGUUGCUCCAAACAAUUUAAUUGUGAAGUGAAACAAAACGCCUGCUGGCUACGUUUUGUUGUGUGUUUUUUUUUUUACGGUGCACACAAUCGUUGAUCUUCCAAUUUCGCAGUGAGUGAGACUCUUGCUGAGGUGAAUUAAUAUCUAAAGACUGCCUGGAUGACAGACCAAGAGCCUGCCUUUGUCACCUGCUGUCAUCAAACAAAUGCAGUAUAGCCUCUAAAAACACACCAGCUCUAUUAUCCAGCAUUUCUUAUUGUUACCAUUACACUGUACCAACAAAUCCUCAAACAUUGUCUGCCUGCUCAACACAUGUCCAGGGACUUCCAUUAGCUGUGAAAAGUUCCUCCACAGUUUUGUCUCACUUCAAAGAACCUCCAUUCCCAGAUGAUGCGGACGGACAGCAAAGGCCGAAGUGCCUCCCCGCACAGGAUAACCUAUAAGUCUGACUUCCACACCAUCAAAUGUUCAUUUGACACUGCGACCAGUCUACGACCUGGGACCAAACCUGCUGCUGCCCAGCUCUCUGCUGUACACCCAACCCGGCUGCCACCCAGCCUGUCCGAUCCCAUAAUGUCCAGCACCAGCACAGGCAGUAGAGGGCGAGUCCUCUGUUCCAGGGGGACCAAGAUCAGAGAUAAUAUCUUCCUGCAAAUGGACAACCAGCAGUUGAAACAAGAUGGUGGUCCAGUGCCGAGUUCUGGCUCCACAUCCCUCCUUGCUCCCAAUAAUCCCAACCCACAGCUCCAAACUUCACCUUUCACUGCACCCAGACGUUCUGUCCUCAGUUCCUCGUCUGUUCUGAGCACUGCGACAAACAUCUCUACACCAGAAUCUUCUCUACGAGAUCAAUUAUCCAGAUCAGAGGAGAUAGCGGAUAUUGACAGAGCUGCUCUGGCUCAGAAAUUCUCUGUAACUCGGAGGUUAUUUGAGACCAAGGUGAUGGAGGUUGUAGGUGACGGAGGGCAGGUUUCAAAAUGUAGGGGAAGCAAGGAGAUAGUGGAAGGGGAAGAGGGGAUAGGAGGAGUCUGCCAGGUGGAGAAAGAGGAAGAUGAAAGUGGGAAAAGGAAUCACACAGGAGAGGAUAGCUUUGAUGAAAAGAAAAUCAUAAACUUCCCCAUCAUGAAUAUUUCCUUGUUGAAGCCUUCUGCACAGGCCUCGCUGACGAGGCACCCUAAAUCUCCUGUAUCGGAUGGCCCUAGUGAAUCAUCCAACAAAUCUCAAUCCUAUCUUCACAAACAUGGUCAAACCACAGGAUCAAAAACAGAGAAAGAAAGGACAGCAAGCACAACCUUUGACCUAUACUUGACCCCUGAGGAGCCAGUGAGGGCAGAACUUGUUGACGUAAAGAACGGCUCAUCAGAAAGUGAUGAGAAUGAAGAAGAAAAGGAUGACAAAAACAGGCUUAAUGAUGAGGGGGGAAAGUACAUGAACAAAGUUGCAGGAGAAAGUGUGCAGGAGCUAGUGGAUGAUGUUUUUGAAGAGCCAAGCAUGAAAACACCAGGACCUUAUAUGCUGGGAAACGGAGUGGAACUGAGAGCAAGAGAAGGUGGGCUGGUUGUUCCUUCAGAAGAACACCAGAAGGAGGUAUCAGCCAGCAUGUCAUGUAAAAGAGACACUAAGGGUGACUGGGAAGGUGGAAGAGACAAGUAUCAGCAGGUGAAUGAAGAAAGGGAGGGGCAGAACAGAGAGUUCAUUGCAUGGGUUGGGAAGUCAACAGAAAAGAGGGAGAAAAGGGCUGUUGCAGGAGUGGUAGAAAAUGCUGGAAUGACGGAGAGAGGCACGAUGCAAGACGAGGAUAAUGACAAGGACGUUGAGACAUACAGUAUGGGGAAGAGGACAGGUGGAGAAGAAUGUAAACAAAGCCAUGGGAAGGAAAGAACUGAGAAAGAAGAAGAAAUAACAUCUGAGCUGCAAGAGGAGGUCAACCAUGAGGAGUGCAGAGAAGGUAGCGAUGGAAAACAUGAUGUAAGAGGAGGCAAAGAGGACCAGACAGGAUCUGCAGUUAUCUCUGGGAUUGAGAACGAGGCUUUUGUGCAUGAGCAGCAAUCUCACUCUCAUCCAGAGCAUUCAAGACAUGAAUUGGAAAACUCUAUACAUGGAAAUCUGUAUUUAUUGCAAUAUGAGGAAAUUCCUGGUUUGCCUGAACUGAAUGAUCAGGAGGGAGAGGAGGAGGAGGAGGAUGCAGCCCAAGUUGCGAAGAGGAAGGUCAGGUUCACCUCGGCACCAAUCAAGGUGUACUGCACUUAUUCUAACGCGGAGUACGACAGACGCAAUGAGGACAUUGACCCGGUGUCCGCCUCGGCUGAGUUUGAGUUGGAGAAGAGAGUGGACAGAAUGGAUGUCUUCCCAGUGGAGAUAGAGAAGGGAGAUGAGGGUCUCGGCAUCAGUAUAAUAGGAAUGGGUGUAGGAGCUGACCAGGGACUAGAAAAACUGGGAAUCUUCGUGAAGACAGUGACUGAAGGAGGAGCAACACAGAAGGAUGAAAGGAUUCAGGUGAAUGACCAGAUAGUGGAGGUGGAUGGGGUGAGUUUGGUUGGAGUCACCCAGCUGUUUGCAGCCACAGUCCUCAAGAAUACGUCAGGCCUUGUCAAGUUUUUGAUUGGCCGAGAGAAGGAGGGCGUGGAGAGCGAGGUGGCACGACUGAUCAACGAAAGCCUGGAAAUGGAUAAAACAAAGAGUGAAAAGGCAAGCGGGGAUGAGUAUAAUGAUGGUAGCUUGUCAGAGAAGUCGGUGGAAGAGGAGGAAGAAGAAGAGGACGUGUCUGUUCUUUCCAGUCUGGACAACUACCAGCUCUGCCUCAAAUACCAGCAGCUUCAGUCAAAACUACAAGGCAAAGCGGCCCAACUUCACCACGCUAGAGAGAAGUUGAAGACAUGGGAGGAGCAGCAGGCCUAUUGGGAGAGCCAGAAGGACGAGCUGGAGCAAAGAGCGGAGGAUGGAGAAGACAAAGCUGACAAACUAGAGAAGUAUUGGCAAGAGGCCCAGACACUGUGCAGGGUUGUGAGCCAGCGACUGGCUGAUGCCCAGAGCCAAUCGGAAAGCUUGGAGAUCAAAUACAGCAAGGCCAAGAGACUGGUCAGAGAAUACCAGAGCAGAGCGGAGGAGUGUGAGAGCAGAGAAGCAGAUUUGAGAGGAGAAAUGGUGGAGAGAGAUAAGCUGCACAGAGAGACUGUUGAAAGACUGCAAAUCCAGAUAGCACAGCUAGAGGGGAAAGAGCCUGCAGCUGAGAGAAAGAACCACUCUCUGGACUCUUCAGUCACAGAUCCAGACUGGUGUAUUCCAGUUCCAGAUACAGGACGUCUAGACUCCAGUGCUCACAUAGCCAGAGCUCAGCUGGCCCAGAAAUCCAAGCGCCACCCGCCCUCCCGAGACAAACUCAGAGAGAGCUUUAGAAAACGGGAAGAUGAAGUUCAGAAACUACAGGAGAGGCAGUCCCUGUCUGCUCCCACGACGCAAAGGAGCAGCAGAAGUGACCUGUCCAGUACUUCGUCUUUCUCAGCACUCAGUCCUCCCACUAACUCCGUCUUCACCCCUCCCAUCUACAUCAAUGACAUCGUCACUCCCUCACCGUGCAAAUCCUCCGCAUCCAGAAAGUCCAAAAAGAAAUUUCCAGACUUCAGUGGCCUUCGCAAGUCACUCAGCAAAAGGAGAAGUGAGAAACUCAGCAAAAGGUCCAUAAACAACAGGGGGUCGCAUGGUGACCUGGUGGAUGAGCCCACUGGAGUGUCUCCAUCAGGUUCGAUCACCUCCAUGCCUUCUUGCCUGCCCUUCCCCUGGUUUGGAGAGCGAGGGAGAGAAAAAGCAGUGGACGGUGAGAGAGGCAGAGAGAGACUGCGGUCCGUGUCCAGCAGCAGCUUACCGUACCUGACCACCUCAGGUAGAAGAGAUCAGAGUAUUGGCUCUCCAGUGGGCAGCUCCAGCAUGGUGGGUCAUGUCUCUGUUGUCUCCCUCUCUGGACACUCUCACACUUUCACCUUUUCCUCCACUGAGACGUUAGACGAUGAUCCAGUUUCCAACAAUAACAACAACCAGUGGCAAAAUCGACCCGUCUUGGAGUGGGACAACCAGCAGGUGUGUCUGUGGUUAGUCGCCAUGAACAUGGACGAGUAUGCGUCUCAGUUUGCUGCCAGAGGUGUGGACGGGACACAGCUGCUCAACAUGGACAGUGAGAAACUCAAGGCUCUGGGGGUGUGCAGUCAAAGUGACCGGUCUGCCCUCAAGAAGAAACUGAAGGAGAUUAAGAAAAGAGAGGAAAAAGAACAGAAGAAAGGAGAGAUGAGGCUGAAAGAGGAAAAGGAGAAGAUCACAGUUUUGGAUAAGGAGGGUAAAGGCAUGAUGAUGAUGAUGAGGGAGGAGAAGUCUGUAAAAGAUGCCAGACGCAGUGUCAGAACGGAGUCACUCUUAUAAAAGGAAAGACAGAGGUGAUGUCGGAGAUGCACCACCAGCAGCAUGAGGGCGUGUUUGCAGCCUAUCAAGCACAAAAAUACACUUGAACCAAUUUAUAUUCAAUAGAAAGCGCUAGAACUACUUCACACAUCUUCUAUUCACAUCUUGUAGCUAUCAUUUACGAUGCAGAACACUAGUUUUUAGAUUUAAUUGAUGGAAAGAAUAUUUGGACCAGAGCAGAGUUUGACACUCGCAGCAAAUAUGUAUCUCUCAGUAUGUGUUGUGACAA